CGGGGCGGCCGCAGCCGGGACACGCACGACACUGGCAGGUGAUGCCAGCUUGAUCCAGAGCCAUGUCCAGGUACCUGAAGCACUUCACGGUGGUGGGCGAUGACCCCGUGCAAUGGAACAAUGACUAUCGGAAAUGGGAGGAGGAGGAGGAGGAGGCUGGGGAGAAGCAGCCAGAUGCAGAGAUCAAGCUGGAGCCCCCCAGGAGACACAUCUCCUUCCAGUACAUGAUGAAAAAGCUCUUCAGCUCUCACAGGUUUCAGAUUGGGGUUGUCUGCUUGGUGAUCCUGGAUGCCUUGUUGGUUCUUGGGGAAUUGCUCAUGGAUUUGAAAAUCAUCCAUCCGGACAGAUAUAAUAUAACUCCAAAGGUUUUCCACUACCUCUCCCUGUCCAUUUUAACCAUCUUCCUGGUGGAGGUGGGGUUUAAAGUCUUUGUCUACCGCCGGGAGUUCUUCCACCACAAGUUUGAGGUGCUGGAUGGGAUCGUUGUCGUCGUGUCCUUCAUCCUCGACAUCGUCCUCAUCUUCCGGGAGCACGAGUUUGAGGCUGUGGGGCUCCUGAUCCUCCUGAGGCUCUGGAGGGUGGCCCGGAUUAUCAACGGUGAGUGCAGGGCUGGGCUGGAUUUGCCAAACUUCCCUGAAUUACCUGGGCUUUGUUCCUUUCUCAAACCCAACCCUAGGGGUCUUGCUCUCCCAGCAAACUCAGAGUUCCACCUGUGUGGAUUUUCCUGGCUGAAAUGUGGCUUUAUAAUCAGGCUGCAAUUUCUUUGGAAUCUGCUGCUUGUGUUGGUGUGAGGCCUCAGGUGCAUGGCAACCAGGCACAUUCCCCCUAAAAAAAACCUCAUAAUCUGUUUUCCUGCACCCUUCCCCUGGAAAGGGAUGGCUCAUGUUCUGAAUUUCCAUUGUAAGAUCCUUUUGGCAGGCAAGCCCCCGUCUUCCUGAAUUUGCUGCUGCAGCAGAGAAGGUUUUAA
Molecule: messenger RNA, 967 nt
Organism: Cinclus cinclus
Lineage: Eukaryota; Metazoa; Chordata; Aves; Passeriformes; Cinclidae
Gene: HVCN1
Product: hydrogen voltage gated channel 1
Exons: 4
Coding region: 63-791 (242 amino acids)
Biological process (GO): proton transmembrane transport
Cellular component (GO): plasma membrane
Molecular function (GO): voltage-gated proton channel activity
Source: RefSeq, a predicted model, not a curated record